This is a messenger RNA of Capsicum annuum, 686 nucleotides long. Its product is annotated as photosystem II 5 kDa protein, chloroplastic. NCBI's taxonomy places the organism in Eukaryota, Viridiplantae, Streptophyta, Magnoliopsida, Solanales, Solanaceae. The coding region runs from base 206 to 547 and encodes 113 amino acids. The record is from RefSeq and is a predicted model, not a curated record. The transcript has a single exon.
GACAAAAUCAUCCACAAAUAUUUUUUACAAAAUCAAGAUUGAGAUUGCCAAGUGGCAAAAGUUCAUUGGCUAUCAACACUAAGUGUAGAUAAGAAAAUGGAUAAGACAUUCCAAUGGCAAUUGACAUUUAUUUUUAACACACACACCAAACCAUUUCUCUUUGCAACAAGAGAAAUCAACUAGCUAGUCCAAUUGAGUUGAUCUAAUGGCUUCAAUGACAAUGACAACCUCAUUGGCCUCCGGCGGCUCGGUCGCGGCCCUGGCUAGAGCCCCAGCCGCGACACGCCCUAGGGUUGUCAUGGUUAAGGCUAGCUCUAACACGUCUGAGGGUGAAAAUAUCGUUAUGAGCAACAAAAAAGAGAUCAACAACGUCGGUGGUCGUAGGGAGUUGUUCUUUGGCAUGGCGGCCGCUGCUGCAUGUUCAGUAGCAGGGGCCGCCCUGGCUGAUGAACCUGAGCCGAAGCGCGGCUCACCGGAAGCCAAGAAGAAGUACUUUCAAGUUUGUGUCUCAAAUCCAACAGCUAGAAUUUGCCGUGAUGCAACUUAAGAUCAAGGCCAAGUUUGUGUGUCUAUUUAUUUUCUUGUACUUAUGCUAUGCUUUUUAUUAAUUUGGAAAAAUGAAAAACAAAAAUAAAUAAAGAUAUUGUAAAACUUUCUCAUGCAAAAUUAGUAUAUUUCGAUUUCCC